AUGACGCGUAAGGAGGAUGAGAGCCUGAAUGAGUACGAUCUCGCAACUUCUCGGGACUCCACCGCUAUGCUUCGUUUGAACACCGUGAUAGAAGAGCAAACUCAAGAAGCGAUAAAUGCGGAUGGAGACAUUGAAAAUUCUGAAAACCAUCAAGAAAAUGAUGAAGAAGAGGAUGAAGAUGAAGAAGAAGAAGAAAGAGAAACUGUUGUUCAAGAAAUUGAUUUUAAAUUGGAUGAAUUUCUUCAAAGGUUCGCCAACGUGAAGGUCGUCAAGGCUUUAACACUACUAAUGCAACAAUUCGAAAACAACACAAUCGAACUUAAUCACUAUAUUACAAAAAUGCUACAUCGGAUUGCUUGGGAUUGUAAAAUGCCGGGUAUGAUAUUUCAAGCGUCCAUAUUUCGGAUUUUUCAAAGAAUCCUCGAAUCAAAGGAUCCUGCACAUAAGGAGCUCCAAAAGUUCGCGGUCUUCAUAAUCCGCCAUUUCAUCGAAGUCGCCCAGAAGAACCGGAAGUCGUAUAUGGAGCUACUCUUCUGGAAGACUACCCGCGACGCGACAGAAAUCGUGGAUGGUUACAACGCGGAAACGACUAACAAGAAAGUUUCACGAGCGACCUGGACGGAGGCGGAAGAGGACGAGCUACGUACCCUCUUCAUGGAGCAUCAGACUAACAAAUAUCCUCAAGAUUUAAUUGAUUGGCUAUUGGAGCAUGUCAUCAAUGAAAAUAGAACACGACGUACCAUCAUUAAGAAACUCAAGGAGAUGUGCUUGAUCGUCAAUUCUAAGGGCGUGCGAGCUGAGGUGCAAAAGAGAUUACCUAAAGAGUGGUCUGAAGAAGAAAUCGCCCAGCUUACAGAACUUUGGACACAGUUCAAAGAUGAUGAUGAUCCCGUGGAUUUGAUUUUCAACGAACUUAGAAUAAAGCGACCGAAGCCGAAGAUCAAGGAGAAGCUUCUGGAAUUAGGAUUGGUGCAGGAUCGCAAAGAGUUGCGCAAAAAGCGAUCCAGAAAGAGCAACCAGGGUAAAUCGUCGUGGGAAACGCAAGCUGCCAGUAAUUCUGACGGGAACGAAAGUUCAGCCACCAACGACGAAGAUGGCGAAGAAACUCGAAAAUCCUCGAAGCGCGGCGCGCCUCGACGAAGUGAGGAGCCGAUAAAAAAGAAGCAAUGGAACAGGAGGAAGCUACCGACGAUCGUUUACACGGAUGCACAAUUAUCCGGUCUCUUGAAGGACGUCAUCGACGGGAACAUGGGAGAGGCGUUGGAAUGGAUCAAGGAAUCUCUGCAAGACGUUUUGGACGAACGUGACGAAGAGAGCUCCGAGGGCAUACCCUUGGUGCCACUGACAGAUUACUCGUUGGCCGCGAUGGAUUCACCGAGUUUUCAAAAGCUCCUUCGCGCCAUGGGAUUUGUGCCACCGGCUGAUGGCCAGGAAUCUUACUGGCGUAUCCCAGCGAAUAUACUUACAACCAUACUUCAAAAACGCUACAAACUCAUCGAAGACGCUUUAGCCGGCGAAUUCAUUGUUGAGGAAACGCGUAAAGAUCAUUCCGAUACUGAUGAAAAGAUGGAUGAUGACAGCGAAGAUGAUAUCGAUGUGUUCGAGCACGUUAAAAAGUUCUUUGCGCCCAGAGAACCAAAACCAUCAACUUCCGAACAGUCAGAAAUAUCCACUAAAAUUCAAUCACAGAAAUCUAAAACAUUGACAUUAAACAACAAAAGUGAUGAAACAGAAGUUACAGAAAAAAAUGAUGAAGUAGAAAUUAUAGAAAAAAAUGACGAAGCGAAAGUUCCAGUAAAAACAAAUAAAGAAAGCAUAAGCAAGAUGAGAAAUCGAAUAAGGGUGCUCGACGAUUCCUCUGAAUCGGAAAUGGAAAUUGAAAGAGAUGUCGAUGAUAAGAACGACGACAUAAAGAGAGAUAGAUCCGAUUCUUCAUCUGAUAAGGAUAAACCGUCUACUAAGAAACGUCGACUACUCGAUAGUGACGAGGAGGAAGAGCCGCUAAGAAGUAAUUAUACCGAAGCAAGUGGCGCUCGCGUAAUAAUUAGCGAUGAUGAAGAAUCAUUACCCAAUGUUCGAUCUGAACGGCCCGCAUUAUCUCGCAUAAUAAUAAGCGUCGAAGAAGAUUAGGAGAAUUUAUAUAUUCGUUAUUCUAGAUA
This is a messenger RNA of Mycetomoellerius zeteki, 2159 nucleotides long. Its product is annotated as protein timeless homolog. Gene Ontology annotation, molecular function: DNA binding. Gene Ontology annotation, biological process: replication fork arrest; DNA repair; DNA replication checkpoint signaling. Gene Ontology annotation, cellular component: replication fork protection complex. Lineage: Eukaryota; Metazoa; Arthropoda; Insecta; Hymenoptera; Formicidae. The record is from RefSeq and is a predicted model, not a curated record.